This is a messenger RNA of Striga asiatica, 2126 nucleotides long. The record is from the annotation of a GenBank genome assembly. NCBI's taxonomy places the organism in Eukaryota, Viridiplantae, Streptophyta, Magnoliopsida, Lamiales, Orobanchaceae.
UUUUCUUGGAUUUUUUUUCUUUUUCUUUUUUCUCAAGUCAUGGGAUCCACAGAGAGAUCAUCAAGAAAGAAGGUGCAAAUAUGGAAGAAGGCCGUAUUUCAUUUCCUUCUGUGUUUUGUGAUGGGUUUUUUCACCGGCUUUGCCCCCAUCAGCAAGACCUCGGUUUUCUCGAGCCACGUCACCAUGUCACUCUCGUCGAGCUACUCGCCCGAACCAGUCGAGCUUUUGCUUCAUCAACCAGAAAUAACGCAGCAGAACGCCAACAGAAGCCUGAUGGACGAACCGGAAUCUGAAAAAGACAAGGACAAAAAAGCCCCCGAAGAAAAAAUCGAAAUCGAGGAAUUUAAAGACUCGAAAAGGCUCUUAAUCGUAGUCACCCCAACUAGCUCGAAAAACAAGCUAAGAGUCUUGCUGCUGAGUAGGCUCGCAAACACGCUUCGCCUGGUGACUCAGCCGUUGCUGUGGAUUGUGGUCGAAAAGCAAUCGGAUGAUUCUAAAGUUUCGGAGAUGUUAAGGAAAACAGGGAUUAUGUACAGACACGUCGUUUUUAAGGAGAAUUUUACUGAUCUGAGUUCUGAAAUGGAUCAUCAGAGGAACAUUGCACUGAACCACAUCGAACAUCACAGGCUGAGUGGGAUAGUGCAUUUCGCGGGGCUUUCGAACAUUUAUGAUCUCGGUUUCUUCGAGGAGAUCAGAGCAAUUGAAAAGCUGAAGGGAAUUUUUUUCAGGGCAUUUGGGGCUUGGCCUAUUGCUAGACUUUCUGCAAACAGGAAGAGGGUGAUAAUUGAGGGACCGGUUUGUGAUUCCUCGGAAGUUAUAGGGUGGCAUUUGAGAAAGAUGAAUAAUUCAACAGAUGCCAGUAUUACUACUACUACUAUGCCUCUUCAUAUCUCGAGCUUUGCAUUUAAUAGCUCGAUUCUUUGGGAUCCAGAGAGAUGGGGUCGAACUUCCUCUGUUCAAGAUACCUCACAGGAUUCACUCAGAUUUGUGAGGAAAGAAGUUCUUGAAGAGGAAACAAACUUGAAGGGAGUUCCAGCUGUGGAUUGCUCCAAGAUUCUGAUCUUCAAAAUCCCCGUCGUCUCCGCCGCGGAACCACCCUGGUUUCAAGUGUUUACACGCGGCAAAUCAGCUAUGGAGGAACAAAAGAGACGGACAUUGGAAGCUAUAGAGAGAAGGUUCGCACAAGCAAAAGCAGAGGUUCAGACCCAACAGCAGAGGAGCAAAAAGAGGCCCAUCAAGGAGAUGGAAAGAGUUGCUUCAAAUACCGAUUCUCCAUCUGCUGAUUCAAGAUUGAAAAAACCCGUGUCCGAUAAACUGAAAAAAACGGAUUCUGAUACACCGUCUAGAAAAGGUCAGAUUUCUUUUUUGGGUCAUACUACUAAGAAAGAUGUGGAUGUAAAUGAACCCGCGUAUUCGAAGAUUUCUCACCCCGUACACGAAAACUUGCUUCCAAAUGGUAUUGAGGUUUCUGAUGGGAAAGCCAUAGUUAAUCGAGUAUUGCACGAGCUUCUUCAGCAUGGUGAUGCUGCUCAGAAGUACAUGCAGGGGUCUAAAACCUUGAAAAUUGAGAAUACGAUACUUCUUGAUAAUUUUAUCCAAAAAAGCGGCAUGUCCAGUGGUCGAUCGCUACAGAAUGGGUCAAAACGCUCUAAAAAGCACAUGUCUCUAAAGCAACAUAAGAAGUGUGGAUCAUUUGAUUUGCCUAAAGAGUUCCAUAACUUUGAAAUCUUUAAGCCUAUGCAUGAGAAGUGGAAAGCCUAUAUAACACAGCUUCUGAAACUAGUUGGGAAAGAUCAGUUGGCACAGUUUGUUCAGUGUAAAAUAGCUGCCUAUUUUGGAAUACAUGGCAUUAUGAUACGAGAAACUAAAGAAACAUUAGGAAUCAUCACUCAAGAUAACAAAUUCCGAGUGGUGCCGAAAAAGGGUUCGGUAUUUGUGCUGCAAGCCGAUUGCUGGAAGAUAACUCUUCAAGGAGAUAAGAUUGCUUCUCGAAAUUUGGUUCCAUGAAUGUAAUGUAGUUUAUAUGUUGCCUUACAAAGUUUUCUUUACAUCUUGAUAUGUAGUUAUAUCUUCUCUCCACCGAUGUUUGUCGUCUUUGAUUUUUUCCUUUUAAUUAUUAUUAUUAU